AUGGGAGAAUUUUGAGGUUCACAUUUGUGAAGGUUUAAUGAAGUCGUGGUUUUAAUGUUAUCGUGCUUGUUAGUUAUGUUUAUUGCCAGUGAUUAAUGAGUAACUCAGGGGAACUAAAGGGAGAGGGUGUGGAGGUCUUCUUGUAGAGAAAUAAAGUGACACUCACCAGCAGACUCAUGGUUCAGCCAGCUUCGCAUGUACUGAUAUUGAUUGCUUAAUUUCACAAAAUAGCUUAAACUUCAGAUUUGAACAUUUCGAGGAGCUGACCAUGCAGAUGACCACUUGACUGCCAUCGAAAGCCCUUUGUUUGCUGUCAUGAAGUCCGUCAGAAGCCUGUCUUCUCUAACCAUCUGUCUGUGUAUACAGCUGUCAGUGUGUCUUCUGGGUUCAACUGCCUCAGCCAGUACCAGCAUGUGGGGUAAAAAGCUAAAGUUCAUUGGUCGUCCGUGUCUGUGGCAGCUACAACCAGAUGUUGUGGUACCAGCCCUUGAUGAGCUGAGUGUAUGCAUGCUUUUACGCCUCACUGUUGGAACAGAAUGGACAGCUUUUGUCUACAAAGCACCAGCGGGAAGACACAUAGAGCUGGGACUUCGGGGCACAGGUUCACAGCUGGCAGUAUGGCUGUUUGGAGAAGAAUGGCACUUGGAAAGGGAACUGAAAUUGCAUGAAUGGCACUCUAUCUGCCUCACCUGGUCUGGCCGAGCUAGGAUGCUGCGGGUCUACAUUAAUGGAACCAGUCAGCAUGAGCCCUCAAUGAAUCCCCUCCAACCCCAGCAACUGGCCCAAAAUGGCACUCUCACUCUGGGGGUGUCUCAUUUUAUAGACCCAAAUGGUGAAGUCCAGCCAGAGAGUGGAAACAAUCUGCUUGGUGAGAUUGGUCUGUUCAGGAUAUGGGCCAGAGAAUGGAGCGCUGAGGAGCUGAGGGGGCAGAGCUGUGCAGAUGGAGAUGUGGUGAGCUGGGACCUGCGGCAGUGGAACUACAAGUGCCCUCCUGAGUCUGACAACAACCUACAUUGUGCAUGGUCACUCUACAAAAUCAAAAUGUGGACAUUCAUAGUUCACUCUACGAAGCUUGGAAAUUGUUCAGUGUCACUGGAGGAAGUCACAAGAAACUGGUUGGAGAGCAUUUUCCCCCGCAACAUAUCUGUCCAUGACAUCAUUGUGUCAUCCCCAAGCCAUACCUGCCACGUGGUUAAUAAUCCUGCCGCUCUACAGGUGACACAACCUCAGGGGUCAAGAGCAUUAUCAAACUCCACCGGUGAGAAGUGUUUCAGCUGUGAAGUCUAUGUGGAGGUGAAUCCUGCUGCUAAUGUAGAAGUGGUUCAGGCAAACAUUGCAUGGUUGCUGAAUUUUACCUUCUCUCACGACAACCUCAACCUGACAGCUAAUAGCAUCAGCAUACUACCUGUGGAGUUAUUCCCUGCAGUGACAGAACCACCACCAACUGUCAGCACUGGUGAAACUACAUCAGAAACAGGUCCAACUCAAAGUCUGCCAGCUCAACCUGCUAACAUGUCAACGACAGGAGAGCCUUUAGAUCUCAACGAGACUGCCGCAUUUGGACCAGAUACAUUUUUCAGAGUUAAUAUGACUUUGAGUAUGACUGGCAGCCCUACAAAACCAAAGGGUAUUAUUGAGAAAUGGGUGAAGGAACAGCUGGAGGUGAAUGACACCAUGGUUGUACUGAAUCUCAUCAUAAAGGAGAAUGUUGGCAGGAAUAUGGAACCGUUCAAUGGACAGAUGAUUUUCCAUGGCCAACAAAAACACAGAUAUUACUGUACCUUCCAUGUUCAGGAAUAUAACAUGAACAGUGUGGCAGAAAUUGAAACAUUUAUUAAUGCUGCUUUGACAUCAAUAUAUGAAAAUGACUCCAUUAUUAUUCAAACAGUGGAUGUGGCAAUCAAGCACAUUGUGCCAGAAAACUGUUUAGAAGAAACUACUUCGACAAUCUAUGGACAAUAUAUUUGGCCUGAAGCAUUUCCACAAGUCAACCAAGACAUGGGAUGCAAAAAGCCAAACUCAGAGAGAGCCUACAGGCUUUGUAAGUUAGAGAUUGAAACUGACACAACCAGCUGGUCUGAUCCUGAUAUGACAAAUUGCACCCCGCUUGUGACCAUAUCAGACCUUGACAAUAUCACUGUCACUACUGGUAACGCAGCUGAGGUUGUGGACAUGAUUCAGGACCUUGUAGAUGUUCAGUUAGGUAACAGUGCAGAGCUCUCUUCCUCCGAGCUGGAUACAGUGGUGGAGAAGCUCAGUGAAGUGGUUGAUAUCAGCGUCCUCAAACCUGCUGUUGGUGCCGACAUUGUCAGUAUUAUUGCAGAUAUCCUGCUUUCCAAAACUGACAUCACUCCAGUGGCUAACAUUAUCCUUAAUCUGACAGAUAGAAUGGGGAACAAUAUGGACUUCCAAGAUGAGUCUGUCAGUCUAACAGCACCCUCACUGGCCCUGUCCAUGAUCAACGUAGAUCCAGAUGAAUUCCAGGGCCUCACCUUUAGUGUGACCUCCAUUUCUUCAAUCCUCAACCCAAAGAUUUUUCUCAACCAGAGCUUUGUGAGUGAAUCAUUCCCUGACACAGAUGCAACUAUAUCUUUGCCCUCUGCACUUCACAACUUUUUCCCUCCUGGAGAAAGAAAUAAAACCCGUAUCCAGUUUCAUUUCUAUGGAACACAUGACCUUUUUCAGGACCCACAAACAACCAAUGCAACACAGAGCAGCUGGACACUGAAUUCCUAUAUAAUAUCUGCCAGCAUCAACAAAUGCCAUGUCAGCAACCUAAAGGAUCGAGUGGUGGUGACCCUCAGCCAUCAAACACCCAAACAGCCAGAAGACAAGGUGCAGUGCAUGUUUUGGGAUUUUCAGAAAAAUGGUGGACAGGGUGGUUGGAACAGCAGAGGUUGUGAAACCCAGAGUAUUUCUUCUUAUCGGACCAGCUGUCUCUGUGAUCACCUCACACAUUUUGCUGUGCUCCUGGAUGUAUCCAGAGCCCCUAUCAGUGAAGCUGACAGUCACAUCCUGACAGUGAUCUCAUAUCUUGGUUGUGGUAUAUCUUCCAUCUUUCUGGGCAUCACUCUUCUCACCUACCUUGCUUUUGAGAAGUUGCGUCAAGACAAUCCAUCUAAGAUACUCAUCAACCUGUCAGCUGCCUUGCUGGGGUUGAGCAUGCUCUUCCUACUAGACUCCUGGCUCUCAUCUUUCUCCAACUAUGGUCUGUGCAUUGCCACUGCUGCAGCACUGCACUACUUCCUGCUGGCUUCUUUCACCUGGAUGGGCCUAGAGGCUGUGCAUAUGUACCUCGCGCUGGUCAAGGUUUUCAACAUCUACGUUCCUUGCUACAUCCUCAAGUUCUGUGCUGUAGGAUGGGGUAUUCCUCUGGUCAUAGUCAGCGUGGUGCUGGUCAUAGAUAAAGAUGCCUACGGCAGCGCUGUGCCUGAAGAGGCUUCAAUUUUGCUUAAGUCCACUGACCAAUUCUGCUGGCUGCAGAAUGAUGUCUUCUUCUACGUGACGGUUGUGGCAUUUGUUCUUCUGAUCCUGUUGUGCAACAUCACUGUGUUCAUCGUGGUUCUGAUCCAGAUCAGACAGAUGAGGGCUAAUAAGCCGUCAGCAAACAGCAGCAGUUCUCUGCAUGACUUGAGGGCGGUGGCCAGUCUCACCGUCCUGUUAGGCCUGACAUGGGCAAUGGGCUUUUUUUCAUUUGGGCCGGGCAGAGUGGUCCUGAUGUACCUGUUCUCCAUCUUCAACACUUUGCAGGGGUUCUUUGUUUUUUUGUUCCACUGCUUGAUGAAGGAAAAUGUGAGGAAACAGUGGAGAAUCCACUUGUGCUGCGGACGUUUCAGACUCAGUGAUUACUCAGACUGGAGCCGCUCCGUGACAGUGGGUGGUCGCCAAAAAAAGAACAAUCUUGUUAACUCUGACUCAGUCGCUUCUGACAACACCUCCACCAUCAGGAAGGUCUCGGACUCCUCUACAGGAUCAGCACCAAACCACCACCAGGGGGAGUAAGCAGGUCUCAGUAUGUGCUAUUCUGAAUAGCUUUCCCUUUCAAGGUCCAUUGUUUCAUCACAAACAAUGAUAGCAGAAACUAGAACAGCUCCAUGUCUGUUAUGGGCAGAGAGAGAUCAAAUAAAACACAUUUUCAGGGAGAUAUAAUGCACCUUGCAUUAAAAUCAGCCAAGAAAAUUAAAUCAGUCAGUGCAAAGUACAGUAAAGAAUGUUACUGCUUUCACUCUACAGUUGAAUGACUGAUGCUUUGAAAAAAUAUAUUUUGUAUUUGUAAACCUUUUUGUAGUUAAGUAAUGAGUAAAUGUAAUGUUGUAAAUGAAGAGUUUUUCAUUUAAAUGUACUGAAAAUGUGAUGGAGAGGGCAGUAUCUGUAACCAAGAACUGCUUUCAAGUACAGUGCAUGAGAAAUUGUACAUGGGAAAAGUAUAAGACAUGAAACCGUCUUUCUAUACAUCGGCCUCAAUUUCUAGUCUGCUUCUUCUUCAGACCUUAACAUUUUUACAGCUUGUGAUGUUUCCUUUGAAGACAUUUUUUAAAGGUAUCCUUACUUUCAAUGAUAAUAAAAUAUUCAUGUAAGUUUUGUUGAAA
Molecule: messenger RNA, 4589 nt
Organism: Siniperca chuatsi (mandarin fish)
Lineage: Eukaryota; Metazoa; Chordata; Actinopteri; Centrarchiformes; Sinipercidae
Gene: adgrg4a
Product: adhesion G protein-coupled receptor G4a
Exons: 29
Coding region: 316-4002 (1228 amino acids)
Biological process (GO): cell surface receptor signaling pathway; adenylate cyclase-activating G protein-coupled receptor signaling pathway
Cellular component (GO): membrane
Molecular function (GO): G protein-coupled receptor activity
Source: RefSeq, a predicted model, not a curated record